Messenger RNA from Rattus norvegicus (Norway rat), 4756 nucleotides. It is a transcript of the gene Spry4, whose product is annotated as sprouty RTK signaling antagonist 4. Gene Ontology annotation, molecular function: protein kinase inhibitor activity. Gene Ontology annotation, biological process: regulation of signal transduction; negative regulation of substrate adhesion-dependent cell spreading; negative regulation of MAPK cascade. Gene Ontology annotation, cellular component: membrane; cytoplasm; cytosol. The transcript is spliced from 2 exons. The record is from RefSeq and is marked provisional. NCBI's taxonomy places the organism in Eukaryota, Metazoa, Chordata, Mammalia, Rodentia, Muridae. The coding region runs from base 299 to 1201 and encodes 300 amino acids.
GAGCGGCGCGCGUGCGCACUGGAGCUCGCUGCCCUCCCAUUCAUAAAAAAGCCAUUUUCCCAGGCAAGGGUUGCAACAUCGCCGCCGAGGCAGCGAGCUGAGCUGACAGCGCGGAGCUGGCGCUGCAGGACUCAGAGAGCCUUACCGGCUCCUCUGACUUGGCGUCUGUGAGUACAACGGCGACUGACCCACUCUGGUUCGGGGAUUUACACAGACGUGGAGCGAUGCUUGUGACUCUGCAGCUCCUCAAAGACCCCUAGAAGCCUGUCUCUUGGUGCAGUUCAGGACCUCCAGCCUCAUGGAGCCCCCGAUUCCACAGAGCGGCGUCCCUUUGAAUCCCAGCUCAGUCAUGGUGCAGCCCCUCCUUGACAGCAGAGUGCCCCACAGCCGGCUCCAGCACCCACUCACCAUCUUGCCCAUUGACCAGAUGAAGACCAGCCACGUGGAGAAUGACUACAUAGACAACCCUAGCCUGGCCCCUGCCACGGGUCCCAAGCGGCCCCGGGGUGGGGCCCCAGAGCUGGCUCCUACACCUGCCCGCUGUGACCAGGAUGUUACUCACCACUGGAUCUCCUUCAGCGGUCGGCCCAGCUCUGUAAGCAGCAGCAGCAGCACUUCCUCUGACCAGCGGCUCCUGGAUCACAUGGCUCCACCACCGGUGACUGAGCAGGCCUCCCCCAGGGCUGUUCGCCUCCAGCCCAAGGUGGUCCACUGUAAGCCACUGGACCUCAAGGGCCCAGCAGCUCCACCAGAGCUAGACAAGCACUUCUUGCUGUGCGAGGCCUGUGGGAAGUGUAAGUGCAAGGAGUGUGCGUCCCCUCGGACGUUACCCUCCUGCUGGGUGUGCAACCAGGAGUGCCUGUGCUCCGCCCAGACCCUGGUCAACUACAGCACGUGCAUGUGCCUGGUGCAAGGUAUCUUCUACCACUGUACUAACGAGGAUGAUGAGGGCUCUUGUGCUGACCAUCCCUGCUCCUGCUCCGGCUCCAACUGCUGCGCCCGCUGGUCCUUCAUGGGCGCCCUCUCUCUGGUGCUGCCCUGUCUGCUGUGCUACCUGCCAGCCACGGGCUGCGUCAAGCUGGCCCAGCGCGGCUAUGACCGCCUGAGACGUCCCGGUUGCCGCUGCAAGCACACGAACAGCGUCAUCUGCAAGGCAGCCAGUGGGGACACCAAGGCCAGCAGGUCCGACAAGCCUUUCUGACACUUUGGAUGAAGACUGCAGUCCCUCCUGCCAGUCUCCUGAGGCUGACCUUGCUCAUCUGUCCUCUCCUAAAUCCUAGAUUGGGAAGAAACUGGCAGAGAACACUACUGCCUAGCCUCGAGUCCCCAAAAGGAUGAAGAUACACUUUGGGGGUUUUCAUGGUCUUGAAACUUUGUUAAACAGCAGUGACAGUGUCGGGAUGUGUAAGGGGGCAGUUUUCCUAUUUCAGAAGACUGAAGACAGAUGUGGACACAAAAUCUGCAAGUUCAGCCACUCAAUGGCCUUCCCAGCCCCUCUUCUCCCUCCCACUCUGCCAUUCUCUCUGCUCCUACCUGGGAGGAACAGCUAAUGGGAGGUGAGAUACCUCGAGGAAGACCCUCAGAGCCUUGACUUCUAUCUUUCCGCUUCUGUCCAUGCCUGUUGGCCUUGGCCUCUUGAGGGUGCACCGUAGCAAUUCCUGCUGUAUGUACUUGAUGGCUGAGAACAAAAUGGCCGGUAAGCUGCCACCCUGGAGCCGCCGGAUGGAUGAGGAACCACCUGACAGUGUGUUCCUCCUAGCUUCCAUCACUUACCCGGCGGUGUCCACUCAUCACACCAUCCUCCGGUUCUUAACCAAGUCACAGACUGGCCUGCCUGCUAUGUGUCCUGAGCUCUUACUACUCAAAUUCUUUGUAGAAACUUGCUGGGUUAAGAAGGCCAGGAUGACACAAGCAAGACCAAAUAUCAUUUUGCCAAUGAGUCUGAGGCUGUGGUCUCUGGAUCCAGCCAUGGUGUUUUUAUAUGUUUAAUUAAACUAGAUGCUAUCGGUGUUGAAACAGUAAUAAUACAACAACUUGCUUCCUUUUGGGCCACCCCCAGGAAGGGCUGAUUUCAAAAUCUGGGGGCAAGCCACCUCAAGGAGCGUUUCCCCCGCCCCCUGCACAUCAAGAAUGGCAAAGAAGAGGCCGUACCUCCCAUUGGCAGAAUGACAGUUGAGCCGAACUGGGGUUGGGUUUUCUUCUGAUUCUGCUGCUUGCUUUUUGUGUAUAGUGAUGCGUCUGUCUUUAUGUACAUAGAGAGAUGACAGAGUCUAUUUUAGUGUUAGGAGGCCCCGGUGGGGAAGUCAGAAGAUGCCAGAGAGGGUGGGGAUCGAUUCUCCAGGGGCUGCUGGGUUUGAGCCCCACUUUUUUUGUGUGCAGCACACACACACCCCUCCCAACAGCCCCCAAAGACGUAGCAACUCUUUCUCACACGGUGCUAAAGGACUCAGAAAGCGCGCAGCACGUCCAGUGGGUAGGUACUUGUUGCAUGCAGAAGGCUACAGUGUCUCUGGUCCUUGCCCCCAGCCGUUGCGUGGGGUUUUGUUUUGUUUCUUUGGUGUUUUUGUUUUUGUUUUUUUGUUUUUUUUGCUUUGUGUAGUAUUUUGUCUCCAUCCCUGCCUCUGAAUCAAGAGAUAGCACCUGGGUCAGAAGAGGUACCCCAGGUAAAAUUGGGAGAGCAUUAGGCAAAAAUCAUGUGGAACAGUUCUGGUUCUUGGAGUGAGCUGCCCCCAGGGAGGAAAUAAGGAGGCGGGUAGCUGUGAGUGGAGUGUACCUAUUGCUCUUUUCUCAAGGAUUCACCCCCACCCCCACCUUGGAAGCUACUAGUAGUAGUAGUAGUAGUAGUAGUAGUAGUAGUAGUAGUAGUAGUAGUAGUAGUAACACUUUAUGAUUUAGAAUAAGUUAAUAGUAACCAUAGGUAUUUAUUGAUCUGAGGAAGAGGGAGGGUUUUGUUUUCAGCUUUAUUUAUGUAACAUUUACUGGCUUGUAAAAGGCAAGUAUAAAAUCCUGCAUCUUCAUCGUCUACAGCUAAUCCAUACACCUCACCUGCCCUUGCCACAAUUGCAGUGUUCUUGCACAGAUUGGAAGGAAAGAUAGAAGACAAACCCCACGAUCAGCAAACCACUUAACACUAAUUGAAUGUAUUAUAGAAGCUUUCUGAAGGGGCUGGAGAUGUUUUCCUCGGAUGAGGUGUGUGCAGGGAAACUCCCCCAAAAUGAUAGCGCACACGUGCACUCUUUCCAAGAAGCCUGGGAGCUUUGCCCAGGGUCUCUCCCUCUGUCCCUCAAUCUGUCUCCACAGGACAGCUGACCCAGUGGCAAGCUGCACUUUGGCGAUCUUGGUCUACACACUUCUGUGGAUAGUUGAGUUACAUAGGCUGUGUAUGCGCACAUACACAUGACAUUUACAUACACACACCUUCUCCCACACAGACUCUGUUUCCUGGCAACCCCUCCCAAACCCUGAUGUUGUGUACAUAGCUGUAAACACAGAUUUUUAUGGGUUUUGGUUUGCUUCCCCCCAACACACACCCUUGUUUUGGUUUGGGAAUGAUGUCUGCAGAACUCUCCCUCCCCCUCCCCCCAGGAGUUUACCUUGGGACCCACUUACUCAGUGGUAAGGGAAUGGGAUGAAGGAAGCAUCCUUUUUCCUCUGCUCUGUUUUUCUCUGGCUUCUUGAUAGACACCUACACAUGGGGAAUGCAAAUACACAAAAAUGGGGUAGUUUGUUUAUAGGGCCCCCCCAGCCCCCUUGCCAGGCAACAGGCAUUGAGAGCACAGGUUCUCACAAACAGAACAUUUCUGUAGCUGUUUCUGACUUGUUUGCUAGCGUUUGCAGCUUGCUUGGCUGAGUUACAUCAUUUAAGACACACCAGCUGGUCCUCACUCUAGACCGGGGUGCGUGUCAGUUGUGCCUGAAGCCGAGGACGGCAUCCGGGAUGUUGCUUAAAGUACCUUGGCUCCUGGGUUUCCCGCAUUGUAGGGAAAGACUGGUAUUCCUGUGGGGUCUGAGUCUAGGCUAGCCACACCUUCCAAGCACAAUCCAAGCUCCUUAAGCCAAACUGAAGGGAGCAAAGAGCAGCCCUUACUCUGUUCUCAGGCCCUUCUCAGAUGGCAUGGUGGGAGGCAUCCUUGUGAUUGUGAUGGGUCCUUUGAGCUAAUGCCAUCCGCAUGGAUGGGGCCCAGCUGGAUCACAGCCCCAAGGGGGCAACAUACACCAAGUUGGUCGGGGCCAGAACCCAGGUACCCAUCACUCGGAAGCAGCGUGGUCUCCAGUGCUGCUCCAAGAAAUGGCUAAGGUGUGUGGGCAGCACAGAUUUGCACUGUAUAAUUUACUAGGACAUCCGGGGCUUCCCUGGCCUCCCAGUUAUGCAUUUGGUGAGUAGCUCCGUGCCCUCCCUGAUCUGUAAUGGUGGAUGUCAGUCCUGUGUUUCCAUUUUGAUUGUGGGUGGCUGUGCUGUUUCUUAGCUUGCUUUUCUCUUGUGUCCUGUGGUUGAUUUCCUGUUAGCAGCACUAGAGCUGUGCCCCAGCACCCACUCCACCACAUUCCUGUGUCACUGUAGCCCCCCUGUUCACCCCCCACCACAAAAGUUACCACGAAAGGUUUCCUUUGUAAAAAAUAUUUAUUUUGAAGCUCUAUUUUAAUAGUAUUUAUUUUAGAAAGUCUACUAUUGUAAGAGUUCUUCUGUUUGUGAAGAAAAAAACAAGUUAAAAACUGAAUGUACUGAUCUAGAAGAUAUCUAUAAAUAUAUAUUGUU